AUGGCCUUGGAUAGAAACAGCAGCACCAAACUACAUAGGCAACACAGUAAGAAGAGCAAGGAAGAGGAAAUACAGAACGCAAAGAUGGAGAGAUCUGAACUAGGUGUGCAGAGGUCGGGUUCAAGGCGCGCAGCGAAUGGCUACCUGCCUAUUGAAGAUUAUGGGCUCAUUGGAAAUAUGAGGACCUGUGCUAUGGUAGGGACAGAUGGUGGGAUCGAUUACAUGUGUUGGCCUUACUUCGACUCACCAUCAGUGUUCUGCCGGAUAUUAGACAAGGAUAAAGGCGGACACUUCACAAUCAGUCCUAUUAGCGACAAUCUUUGCACCACGAAGCAGCAAUACCUUCCAGCAAGCAAUAUCCUUCAGACACGAUAUCUCAAGGAAGAGGGAGUUAUGAACGUGGUCGACUUCUUCCCACGACCGAAUAAUAGGACUCUGGACAACGAGUAUCACGCCAACGUGACCGCGAGCGAACAUACUGGCAACGUACCCGAACGCCCGGAUUUAAAGAAGUGGUUGAUUAGGCGAGUGGAGUGUAUGCGCGGUUCAGUAGAUGUGAGCGUCGAAGUAUUUCCUGCCUUCAACUAUGCGCAAGACAAGCACACUACCGAGAUUGCAGACCUAGGCAAGACUGAGCACGGGCAUCCUCUCCAAAGAAUCACUUUCAGGUCCGAAACGCUAGCUUUGGAACUCAAUGCAACCAUUGACUGUGGCGAUGAGCCAGACAGUACUUGUCCAAGGAUAAAGUUUGAAAAGUCAACUGAACGUCAUGCGCUAGGAGACGGAAUUACAACCUCGUUCCGCUUGACUGAAGGGCAGGCUGUGUCUUUCAUUCUUCGGGAUGCGGAAGACCAUAACCCUGAUGUUAUUGAGACUACUCUUGUAGAUGACCUGCAAUUGAGUACGCACAAAUACUGGGCUAGGUGGAUCCAAGGAAGCAAGUACACAGGUCGAUGGAAUGAAGUCGUGACAAGAAGUCUCUUGCUCUUGAAGAUGCUCAUCUUCGAGCCGAGUGGGGCUAUUGUCGCUGCGCCUACCUUCUCUUUACCUGAGGAUUUUGGAGGAGAGCGGAACUGGGACUACCGCUACUCCUGGAUUCGAGACGCUUCCUUCACCAUAUACAUCCUGCUCCGUCUAGGGUUUAGUCACGAAGCCGAAGCUUAUACGAGCUACAUCUUCCAGCGCGUUAAGGAGGCGAAGGCACGGCAUGGCGCACUACCCAUCAUGUUUACCAGACUGAUCUGGGGUGGCACUGACAUCCCAGAGAUGGAGCUGGAGCAUCUCGACGGCUAUAGAGGCAGUAAACCGGUCCGUAUUGGCAACGGCGCGGCUUUCCAUGUGCAGCUCGAUAUCUACGGGGAACUGAUGGACGGCAUAUAUUUGGUCAAUAGGUUCGGAAAGCCUGUCACUUAUGACCAGUGGCUUUCCGUUCGGGAGAUUGCGGAUUACGUCUGCACUAUCUGGACGGAGAAGGACAUGUCCAUCUGGGAAGUUCGCGGCAUGAAACUGAGCUUUGUGUAUUCCAAGAUCAUGUUAUGGGUCGCCCUCGACCGAGCGCUGCGUCUGGCAGACAAGAGGAGUUUUCCUUGCCCUCAUCGAGCGGAAUGGUAUCGAGUGCGCGACGAGAUCUGCGAAGAGGUGAUGGAGAAGGGUUACAACCCAGAGCUAGGAUGCUUUAUCCAAAGCUAUGAGUCGAGAGAUGUGCUGGACUCAGCGGUGUUGAUCGCUCCGUUGGUGUUUUUCAUCUCCCCUACGGAUCCCCGCUUUCUGAAGACGCUGGACCGUAUCUUAAAGCCUCCAGAGAAGGGUGGGCUGACAAGCACAGGUCUCGUUUACCGAUACAAUCAUGCAUUGAGCGAUGAUGGAGUCGGAGGCAGAGAAGGUGCAUUCUCGAUGUGCACAUUCUGGCUGGUUGAGGCGUUAACAAGGGCGGGCGAAUAUGACGAAAAAUAUCUCAUACAAGCCGUUACCUUUUUCGAAAACAUGCUCAACUUCGGAAACCAUCUUCAUAUUUUCUCGGAGGAAAUCGCACGCUCUGGUGAGCAACUGGGUAAUACACCACAAGCAUUCAGUCAUUUGGCGUUGAUUUCCGCGGCUUUCAAUUUGGAUAAAACGUUGAACACUGCGCGGAGGAGAUAG
Molecule: messenger RNA, 2139 nt
Organism: Cucurbitaria berberidis CBS 394.84
Lineage: Eukaryota; Fungi; Ascomycota; Dothideomycetes; Pleosporales; Cucurbitariaceae
Product: glycoside hydrolase family 15 protein
Exons: 6
Coding region: 1-2139 (712 amino acids)
Biological process (GO): carbohydrate metabolic process
Molecular function (GO): hydrolase activity, hydrolyzing O-glycosyl compounds
Source: RefSeq, a predicted model, not a curated record